AUGUUUCAAACCCAACACUUCGCUUUCAGUGUACUUCUACUCGUUCAAAUCAUUCCCACCUGGUGCCAGCAGUUUUACGGAAUCUCCCUAGCCGGCCAGCAGCAGGUUGGCAAGAAAAAGCUGCUCAUCCACCACAUUGGCCAGUGUUCCGACCACAAAGAUCUUCCCAUAUUCUUGCCGGACAUGCGGAUAGCGGCGCUCAAUUCCACCACCAGUGCCGUCAGCGGAACUGUCCACUUUCGGGAGGACUUUCCCACCGGGUGGGACGUGGCGGUGUCGAUUCGGAAGUGCGACAACUUCCGACCGGACGCCGAUUGUCGUCCCUUUAUGAACCACCUGGUCAGCAUGAACCAGUGCACGAUGAGUCGACUGUUUGGUGACGUGGCGUACAUGAAGUACUUGAAGAACUUGCAACCGAGGGCGGAGUGUCCGUUCCGGAAAGGGAACUACACGUUUGGGGAAACUCCGGUGGACGAUGAGUUGGUUAGGUUUCUACCAGGAGUUGGUGCAACGUAUUGGACAGUUGAUAUGAUUGGAAAGAUUGAUCAACGAGUGGUGCUCUGUGUAUCGGUGCAGAUGAAUGUAAAACCGAAGAAAAAUGUGAAGAAUGUAUCCUAA
This is a messenger RNA of Culex quinquefasciatus (southern house mosquito), 618 nucleotides long. RefSeq lists its product as uncharacterized. Bases 1 to 618 code for a protein of 205 amino acids. The record is from RefSeq and is a predicted model, not a curated record. Lineage: Eukaryota; Metazoa; Arthropoda; Insecta; Diptera; Culicidae. The transcript is spliced from 2 exons.